CCCGGGGAAAGGGCCGCAGCCCCCUCCUCUCUUUCCCAACUCUGCCUUUUCCUCUCCAGAAAGAACAGCCCGGCGCCUCUGGCUGCCGUGUUCCCCACUCCUCCUUCCUGCUUUUCUCCCCUUCCCUUUUUCCUGCUCUACCCUCCCCACUCCUCCUUCCUGCUUUUCUUUCCAUCCCUCUUUCCUGCUCGACCCUCCCCACUCCUCCUUCCUGAAUUUCUUUCCAUCCCUCUUUCCUGCUUGACCCUCCCCAUUUCUUCUUCCUGAAUUUCUUUCCAUCCCUCUUUCCUGGUCGACCCUCCCCACUCCUCCUUCCUGCUUUUCUUUCCAUCCCUCUUUCCUGCUCGACCCUCCCCACUCCUCCUUCCUGCUUUUUUCCCCAUCCCUCUUUCCUGCUCGAUUUCACACACACCCCUUCCCCCGCUCUCCAACACCCCCGCCCUCCCCCCCCCUCCGCAAUUCAGGAUGUCGCCCACCCAAGCCCUGCAACUCUGGUGCAAACAACAGUGCGAAGGCUACAAGGACGUCUCCGUCACCAACAUGACCACUUCGUUCCGGGACGGGCUGGCCUUUUGCGCCAUUCUGCACCGCCACAGGCCGGACCUCAUAGACUUCACUUCCCUGAACAAGGAAAACGUCCUUGAGAACAAUGCACUGGCUUUCCAAGUUGCGGAGAAGGAGCUGGGCAUCCCAGCUUUGUUGGACGCUGAAGAUAUGGUGGCCCUCAGAGUGCCUGACCGGCUGAGCAUCCUCACUUACGUCUCCCAAUAUUACAAUUACUUCCACGGCAAGUCACCCAUUGGAGGGAUGGCUGGAAUCAAACGCCCGGCUUCCCAACCCAGUGAGCAGCCGACCGAGAAAAAAGUGGUUCCUGAGCCGAAGGCCCCGAGUUCAACGCAACCAGCCAGGCGACCUCAUCAUCUUGAACCCAAAGCAGAGCCAGCUGUGGUGGGGCGUCGGCUGGGGAUGGAUACCUGUCCGACAGCCGAAAGACGGGUCUUAGCCGAGAAGAACAAUGCCCAACCGAGCAACUGUGCCAUCUGCGGAACUCAUGUCCACUUGGUGCAACGCCUCCUGAUGGAUGGGAAGCUGUAUCACAGGAAUUGCUUUAGGUGCCAAAAAUGCUCCAGCACUUUACAGAGUGGAAACUACAAAGCCGGACUUAACCCGGGAACCUUCCUUUGCAACCACCACGCGGCAGCUGACCUCCCUCAGGGUCUUCCUGCCCAGGAGAGCCGGACGGAGAAGAAGACCAUCACUUCCAAAACCCCUGCAGGGAAUUGUGGGAAGGGGCUGGAACCAACGCAGGCAGCCUCGCCGGUGCCCAAACCACGUAGGACCUUCCAAAACAAUGUGACUCCCCAACCGCCAGCCACUCAGGAACCGUCCAGUUCCCGGAGUCCUAAAACCAGCAGGGUCUCCACGAGUCCGAAUUUCCCUCGGUUGCACCCUCCUGCCCCAACGCCGGACCCACCCGGGGCUUCCUCUUCGACGGAGGUGCGCUCCAGAAUCCAGCAGGCUCGGGAGAAGUUUUUCCAGGCUGAUCCAGGCUCUUCCGGCUUCCCGGCGAGAAAACUGGAACCGGCGAGAAAUCCCAGCUCUCUUAUCCAGCCUGCCCAAGUCCCUGAGAAAACCCCCUUCUCUCGAACUCAGGUCCCCAUCAGCAGCAGCGACAGCAAGAAAGACGAAGCCCGGAGCAUCCUUCAGCGCGUCUUACCAGGACCGCAGCCCUCGACCAGCCAGCCGGGAGGGGUUGGCGCUGCGAUGCCCCGAUCUUUGGCAUACAACAGCAGCCCAUCUUCUCCUGCCCUCUCCGGUUCACGGGGUCUUCAACUCCAGAAUCCCCCAACCAGCAAACCCUUUAACAAGCCAGCUUUUGCAGACACACCAAAAGGGGCAGAAACAUCACAUCUGGUUGUGAGUCUCCCCAAGGAUCCUAGCCACAAACGGGGGGUCGGAGCUGAACCCCAGAACCAUAUCAAGGAUGGAUCCAUCAGCACAUCGGCCGACGCUGGACGUAAAUCGGACACCAAGGUGGUUAAAGCGAAAGGUGUCCGGGGGCCAGAAGAGAAGUUGGAGAGCCCGGAAGACUGGAGAUCGAGGCUGAAACCAGUCAAACCCCCCCGCCAGGACGAAGCCAAGCUUUCCCCAAAACCUUCGGAUGUUCACAAGGUGGAAAUCAACGUACAGGUGAAACCGGGACAAAACGACCACAAGCCGUCUCUUUCUGUCAUCUCCCCAGCAAUUCCCAAUUCUGCGCCGCUGGCUGUUCAACCCCAGAAGAAGAAGCUGUUGGUGGCACAUCUGGAUAUCUCCAGCGGUUGGUCGAAAGGGAAGGUGUCAUGGGAAUCUCAGCCAGCCACUGCCAAAGCAGAGAAAUGGAGCUCGUCAAAAACAGUGGUUGCGCCCGCCCAGCCGUCCUCUCCUGGAACCUUCUGGAAGCCUCCGAGCGAUCAAGUGAUGUCUCCCACCAAGCUCCACCCGGAUUACGUCCCCGAGGAAGAGAUCCAGAAGGAAAUCCGGCAGAUUGGAAGAGAUCUGGACAAGCUGGAGCAGAAGGGGAUUUCCUUGGAGAAACAGCUGCGGGCUUGCGAGGGAGAUGAUUCCGAAGAUGCCCUGAUGGUGGAGUGGUUCAAACUGAUCCACGAGAAGCAGAUCUUGAUGAGACGGGAAUCCGAGCUGAUGUACAAGAUAAACCAGCAGAAACUGGAAGUAAAACAGUGGGAUAUUGAGACUGAACUACGGACUCUCAUUGGCAAAGCCGAUUACUUGAAGACCUCGAAGGAGAAAGCUCGAGAGAAGGAACUCCUUGACUCGUACUUGGACACGGUCAACAAUCGGAACAAAAUUGUAGAAAACCUGGAUGAGGACAGACUCAGGGAACUGGAAGAAGAUGAGAUUUUCGUUGACAUGAUCAAAAAGUUUGGUGUGUCUCGAAGCCCCCAGGAAAACGAAAAAAAGAAAAACAAGUUUGGCUUUUUCCGAAUAUCAAAACCCAAGAACUGAAUCCACGGGGGGGGGAAUGCAAACAAAAGAGCUUCAUCACCUAUGGAUCUAUUUGCUGUUCAGAUAACUUUGUUCCUAAGGAGGGAUAAGUUUUUGGGCUGCCCCACAGAGGGGAGAAAAAUAGAAGCAGAAGGAGAUCUCCCAGAAAAUGCUUGGAUAGUGAGGAGCAAAGCCUUGGGGGGAAAAUAUGAAUGCAACAAUCCCUUUGCCUUUUGAAACAUUGGCCAAAAAUUCAAGUGAAGUUUGAGCGUCUUCAAACGAAGCUUUUCAGCAGCUGAGAAUCAAAGAUUUUCCAGGAAUACCUUUUUCUCUAUCUGCAGGAGAAUUUGGGGCACAUGGCUGCACCCCCCUCCCAUUUUUUUUCCUGGCAGGACUGUACCAUUUCAUUUUUCCAAGAAGAGAAAAACUUCGCUUCCUACUUUGGAUCAAGCAGCAAUAAAUAAGAUUUCUUUCAGUUCCUCUCCCUGCAAGGAUUUCGGUGCGAUCCCAGGGAGAAAUCGCUUUCUGGACACCAGGUGGCGCUGUAGCUCUCAGCAGGCCUGUUUGCAAGCAACUUCAGGAAAUAAAAAAAAUUCUCAGGAAUUUUCAUUCAAAAAUCAUCACAACUUUCACCCCAUGUGCUUCUAUUUUCAUGAUUCUGAAGAACCAGAUUCACUCCAGAACUGGCCUGUGGGAUGAUCCAAAUGGGCUUUUUUUACUUUUGUACAUUGUAAUAAAACUAAAAUGUUUUAUGAUUGA
This is a messenger RNA of Pantherophis guttatus, 3744 nucleotides long. It is a transcript of the gene MICALL2, whose product is annotated as MICAL like 2. Gene Ontology annotation, molecular function: protein binding. The record is from RefSeq and is a predicted model, not a curated record. Lineage: Eukaryota; Metazoa; Chordata; Lepidosauria; Squamata; Colubridae.